Messenger RNA from Lampris incognitus (smalleye Pacific opah), 591 nucleotides. RefSeq names its product galectin-2-like. NCBI's taxonomy places the organism in Eukaryota, Metazoa, Chordata, Actinopteri, Lampriformes, Lampridae. Gene Ontology annotation, molecular function: carbohydrate binding. The transcript has 5 exons. The record is from RefSeq and is a predicted model, not a curated record. Bases 152 to 553 code for a protein of 133 amino acids.
UUCAUGACUGCUGCAGGAGCAGGGAAAACCAGCCGGCCAUUUACAAUAUUCAAUCGAUAACUGCAAUCAGGUAAAUUAGAGAGAAAAGACUGGACUUCUUGUGGGUCCUGCUAGAUCAAGGAUUAUUCCUCCACAUCAGGGCGGUAUAAACAUGGAGCUUGAACUGAAGAACGUGUUUCUGAGAGCCGGUGAUCAGCUGAAAGUGAAAGGGAUGAUAGAACAUGACGCUGAAAGAUUCCAGAUUGACCUUGGCUGUGGCGCAGAUGACCUGGCGCUACACUUUAACCCCCGUUUCCAUGACGGCACAGAUGGAGCCGUACUGGUGUUGAACUCCAAGAAUGCCGGUUGCUGGGGUAACGAGAAAAGGGAAAUCCAAAACCCGUUGGAGAGGGGCUCUGAUGUUAAGAUUGUCUUGAAGCUGGCUGGAAACUCGUUUGACGUGGAGCUUCCUGAUGGACAGGAAGUGACUUUCCCCAACCGUGAAGACAUGGAUGUUAUCAGCUACGUCAGAGUCAGAGGAGACUUCAAACUUACCUGCUUGAAGAUCUGUUAGGAGGGGGAACUCUUUCACCCGUGCAUGCUGUUAUAAUA